AUGGCUGCCUCCAGAUGUAAACAUUCAUGUGCUGCCGGCCUAGAAACGCGCACGUUUUACGCGGCAGAAAACCGCGCCCUAAGAGGCUUUACGUACCUGAACAAAACUGCGCGAUCUGCUAUCAUCUGUGGACGGGAAUGCAGCAUGGAUAUGCACUGCAUGUCUUUUAACUUUGACGAAGGCACUAAACUGUGCGAGAAAAACCAGGCUACAAGGAAUGAGCAUCCAGGAAACUUCAGUGCAACUCUGGGAAGUUUGUACUAUGAUGCAGAUGAGGACACACUUCUCUACUCACUGAGCGACUGCUCCCUGAGUCGCAACCUUAGUUGCAAGUUGCGAUUAGAUGCCGGGUGUCGUUUAAGCGGUGUCUACACAAUCUACCCAGAGGGAUUCGGUAAUGGCGGUCUUCGCGUCUACUGUGACAUGGAAACCGACGGCGGGGGAUGGAUCGUGUUUCAGAGGCGACAAAAUGGCAGCGCGGACUUCUACCGUAACUGGGCCGCCUACCAGUCUGGCUUUGGCGAUCUGUCUGGUGAGUUCUGGUUAGGCAACGACAACUUGGUGACUCUGACGGCUGAUGAUUCACAAGGAACAUGGGAGCUACGAGUGGAUCUGGAGGACUGGGAUAACAAGACAGCAUGGGCGAGGUAUACAGAUUUCAAACUCUCCCCGGGUAAGUAUAAUCUGAUCUACGAUAAGUACGAUACCAAGAGCACUGCAGGUGACUCUCUGGAGUACAGCAAGGGGUUCCCCUUUACAGCCAUGGGCGCGGACAAUGACGAGUGGAAAUGGAAUUGCGCUAAGUAUCACAAAGGAGCCUGGUGGUUCAAUGCUUCUGCCUUCGGAUUUGAACAUUCAUGCGAUGCCGGCCUAGAAACGCGCACGUUUCACGCUGCAGAUAACCGCGCCCUAAGAGGCUUUACAUACCUGAACAAAACUGCGCGAUCUGCCAUCAUCUGCGGACGGGAAUGCAGCAUAGAUAUGCACUGCAUGUCUUUUAACUUUGACGAAGGCACUAAACUGUGCGAGAUAAACCAGGCUACAAGGAAUGAGCAUCCAGGAAACUUCAGUGCAACUCUGGGGAGUUUGUACUAUGAUGCAGAUGAGGACACACCUCUCUACUCACUGAGUGAUUGCUCUUUGAAUCGCUACAGAAGUUGCAAGAUGCUCUUAGAUGCCGGGUAUCGUUCAAGCGAUGUCUACACUAUCAACCCAGAGGGAUUCGGCAAUGGCAGCCUUCGCGUCUACUGUGACAUGGAAACCGACGGCGGGGGAUGGGUCGUGUUUCAGAGGCGACAAGAUGGCAGCGUGGACUUUUGGCGUAACUGGGCCGCCUACCAGUCUGGCUUUGGCAAUCUGUCCGGUGAGUUCUGGUUGGGCAACGACAACUUGGUGACUCUGACGUCUGAUGAUUCACAAGGAACAUGGGAGCUACGAGUGGAUCUGGAGGACUGGGAUAGGAAGACAGCAUGGGCAAGGUACACAGAUUUCAAACUCUUCCCGGGUAAGUAUAAUCUCAGCUACGAUAAGUACGAUAACAAGAGCACUGCAGGUGACUCUCUGGAGUACAGCAAGGGGUUUCCCUUCACAGCUUUGGGCGCGGAUAAUGACAACUGGAAAUGGAAUUGCGCAUAUCAACACAGAGGGGCCUGGUGGUUCAACUCCUGUCUGAGGUCACACCUUAACGGUAUAUAUUAUCCCAGUCAGCAUGCUAUUGCAGACUGGGGUAUUUCGUGGCGCACCUGGCACCCCGCUCCAUAUUCCCUGAAAACAUGCGGCAUGAAAAUACGCGAAACGGGCCCAAAUUAA
Molecule: messenger RNA, 1809 nt
Organism: Patiria miniata (bat star)
Lineage: Eukaryota; Metazoa; Echinodermata; Asteroidea; Valvatida; Asterinidae
Exons: 2
Coding region: 1-1809 (602 amino acids)
Source: RefSeq, a predicted model, not a curated record